UAACUGAUUUACGUCGAUCCCCACUACGCGUUUUCUGACUGCCGUGCUAACCGCUAUUUUUUAACGCAUAAUGGCGUAAUACUAAAUUUGAUAGAAAAAAAUGCGAUGCGCUCUGGCCGCGGCAACUUUACAUUUUUCGAUCGAGAAAUAAACAAAGCAAAGUAAUUCAUGUUAUGUUGCAAUGAGCGAUAAAUCGACAAUGGCGGCAAUGUCCCCGUCGAAGCGGAGGUUACAAAAGGAGUUAACAUCUUUAAUACGCGAACCUCCACCAGGUGUACAUGUAGAUGAAGAUCUCACUAGUCAAAAUUUAACACAAUGGAUUGUUCACAUGGAAGGUGCAAAGGGUACCUUAUAUGAAGGCGAACAAUUUCAACUGCAAUUUAGAUUCAGUUCUAAAUAUCCUUUUGAUUCGCCAGAAGUGACUUUCAUAGGUGGAAAUAUACCGAUACAUCCACAUAUUUACAGCAAUGGUCAUAUCUGUUUAUCCAUUUUAACUGAAGAUUGGUCUCCAGCUUUGAGUGUGCAAAGUAUUUGUUUAAGUAUUGUAUCGAUGUUGAGCAGUUGUAAAGAAAAGAAGAGGCCACCUGAUAAUUCCUUUUAUGUAAAAACAUGCAGUAAAAAUCCAAAGAAGACAAAGUGGUGGUAUCAUGAUGACAAUGUGUAACAGCAACUGCAAAAGUUAUUAACAACUUGUCAAUGUGCAGUUAUUGCUGGACCAAGUGGAAUGACAUUUUUGUGUCUUAAGAUAAUUAUUAAAGUUUCAUAGAUAAAAUUGCUGAAGUAAUUUUAUCACAUAUUUAAAGAAUUAGGUGCAUAAGUUAGAAAACAAAAAAAAAAGCAAAGGCUGCAUAUUACUUAUUAUAAUAAAGAAGUGAUGUAAAAUGUGUGAGUUAUCAAAUUAUAAAUUAUUAUGAUGUUAUUAUAAAUGAUACAUAUUAUCCUGCAGUUGAAUAGGAAAAGUAUAAGUUACAAAAUACAAAAAUGCAGCCAAGAGAAGUGCACACACAAUACUGACAAGCAAUGAAAUUUCAUUAUUUGCGUAGGAAGUGCACUAUAAGAUGGUAUCAAAUUAAUAUAUUACAGUAAUCAUUAUUAAGAUAGUAUUCUUAAAAAUAUAGAAUGUUAUCACGCUUGUUAUCCUUUUUAUUUAAUAUUUCAUCUGUUACUGUGUUAUCAGUUUAAGUAAAAAAAUGUAUACGCAAUUAUUUUACCUGAAUAUUACGGUGUGCAAUCUAAAUUAAUUAUAAGCAUAAAUAUUAUACAAUCUGAUUGUGUAGUAUUACUUAAUUCUACAUAAUUUUUAAAGGCAAUCAGGAUGCUAUUCACUAUUUCACUAUUUUUUAAAUUGAAAUAUGUUAAGUUGCACGUAAUUUCUCUAGAAUUCUGACAUGUAUUAUUAUUAAUCAAUAAAACUCAACCUUUUAUAGAGUAAUGUAAGAAAUUAUGUCGAUUUCUUAUUAUUGAUACUACUAGAAAUGCUUCAGGGGUCUGAAUAAUAUUUGACUAGUACCGUUUCAAUAUUUUAUAAUGCUAUAAGUUUAAAAUAAUAUAUAUGAUACAAAGAGUUUGUAUUUGAUAAUUAAUAUGAUACAUUUCAAAAUAAAUUACUUAAUUCAAUGAUA
This is a messenger RNA of Bombus huntii, 1622 nucleotides long. RefSeq names its product ubiquitin-conjugating enzyme E2 W. Bases 182 to 664 code for a protein of 160 amino acids. The transcript is spliced from 4 exons. The record is from RefSeq and is a predicted model, not a curated record. NCBI's taxonomy places the organism in Eukaryota, Metazoa, Arthropoda, Insecta, Hymenoptera, Apidae.